Rasamsonia emersonii CBS 393.64 is the source of this 1074-nucleotide messenger RNA. RefSeq names its product KH domain RNA-binding protein. The record is from RefSeq and is a predicted model, not a curated record. Lineage: Eukaryota; Fungi; Ascomycota; Eurotiomycetes; Eurotiales; Trichocomaceae. The coding region runs from base 1 to 1074 and encodes 357 amino acids. Gene Ontology annotation, biological process: 3'-UTR-mediated mRNA stabilization. Gene Ontology annotation, cellular component: nucleus; cytoplasm. Gene Ontology annotation, molecular function: mRNA 3'-UTR AU-rich region binding. The transcript has 2 exons.
AUGGCUGCAGCCACGGAAACCCGCGAGAACAUCCCGCCCGCGGACGAGAAGCUCGCCGAUUCCUUCAGCCGCGUCAACCUGGGCGAACAAGGCGAAGCUGAGGCGCCGCCCAAGACAGACGAGGAAUACGCGCAGGCGGUGCUGACGCUCCGCGCUAUUGUGUCAUCCAAGGAGGCCGGAGUCAUCAUCGGCAAGGCUGGCAAGAAUGUUGCGGAUCUGCGCGAGGAGACGGGCGUCAAAGCCGGUGUCAGCAAGGUCGUCCAAGGCGUGCAUGACCGCGUCUUGACGGUGACGGGGCCGCUGCAAGGCUGCUCCCGCGCCUACUCGAUUGUCGCCAAGGGUCUGCUCGAGGGGGCCCCGCAGUUGGGGAUGGGAGGGGUGGUUCAAAACAACGGGACUCACCCCAUUCGACUGCUAAUUUCUCACAACCAAAUGGGCACCAUCAUCGGGCGACAGGGCCUCAAGAUCAAGCAUAUCCAAGACGUGUCGGGCGUGCGGAUGGUCGCCCAGAAGGAGAUGCUUCCGCAGUCGACUGAGCGGAUUGUCGAGGUGCAAGGCACGCCCGAGGGCAUCGAAAAAGCGGUCUGGGAGAUUGGCAAGUGCCUCAUCGAUGACUGGCAGCGGGGCACGGGGACUGUGCUGUACAAUCCGGCAGUGCGUGCGUCUCUGGGCGGUCUCAACCACAGCGCUGGACCCUAUGGCAGUCGCUACAACCGCACGGGCAACGGGGCCGAUUUCAGCGACCCGGCCGGAGGCUACAACCGGCGCACGGGGUCGGACGCGAACCGGGGCGUUCCCCUGGUGACGGAGGACGGGGAAGAAAUACAGACGCAGAACAUCAGCAUUCCUUCAGACAUGGUGGGGUGUAUUAUCGGCCGAGGAGGGAGCAAGAUCAGCGAGAUCCGUAGGAGCUCUGGAGCUCGGAUCUCGAUUGCGAAGGCGCCGCAUGAUGAAACGGGCGAACGCAUGUUUACGAUCAUGGGGAGCGCUCAGGCGAACGAAAAGGCGUUGUAUCUGCUGUACGAGAAUCUUGAGGCGGAAAAGAUGCGCCGGAGCCAGCAAGCACCGGAGUGA